AUGGUCACAGAACUUUCUGUCCACAUCUGCACACGCCAGGUCGUCCACCUCACGGAGGAAGCGCUGCUCUCAGAAGCAGCUGACCUUAGCCAUGUGCUGCAUGGACACAUCCUGCCAGUGUGGGGCGCCAGGGACCUCGAGAACCACCACCCUCCAGCCUUCCCAGGACAGCUCCAGGAGGACCACCUAUCUACAGGGAUGAGGGACAAGGCGGGAGGAGGGUCAGUGUCAGAGGCUGGCGGCAGGAACCCAGAGCUGGGGGCCAUAGACGUGUGCACCUUCCUCAAGGGGCAGGCCCUGGGCUGCUUUAAGCUACAGCCACUCUCCCAGCCUAUCCUGAGAGGAUACCGUGCCAUUUUGAAAUGCACAAAACCCUCAGAGCGGGAGAAACCAGCAUGCCCCCCAGAUCUUCGCGGCAGAUGGGAGUUCCACGUCUGCCUAGAGCUGACAGGCAUCCCUGAGAACAAAGAUCUCUUUGUCCCCACCUAUGGAGCUCUGGCUGCCCAACUGUGUAAAGACUAUGAAAAAGAUGAAGAUGUGAACAAAUACUUAGAUAAAAUGGGAUACCUCAUUGGGACACGGCUGGUGGAAGACUUUUUGGCUCGAUCUUGUGUAAGAAGAUGCCAUAGUUAAUCAGAAAUUACAGACAUAAUUGCCCAGGUUGCCUUUAAGAUGUACUUGGGGAUUACACCAAGUGUGACAUGUAACAACUUAAGCAGGACUGAAUUUUCCCUGAUCCUAGACAAGAAUCCGCUGGUGGAGUCUGUGGAGGAGCUCCCCACCGGGCGAUCCUUUCUGUGCUACUGCACUUUACUCUGUGGGAUUAUCAGAGGUGCCGUGGAAAUGGUUCAUUGGGCUGCUGAUGUUACAUUCUUGCAAGACAGACUGAAAGGCGACCAUGUGACAGAAAUAGGAGUAACAUUUCUGAAAAAGCUAGAGGAGAAAAAAUACAGACGGAAAAAAUGA
This is a messenger RNA of Enhydra lutris kenyoni (northern sea otter), 966 nucleotides long. It is a transcript of the gene TRAPPC3L, whose product is annotated as trafficking protein particle complex 3 like. NCBI's taxonomy places the organism in Eukaryota, Metazoa, Chordata, Mammalia, Carnivora, Mustelidae. The transcript has 7 exons. Gene Ontology annotation, biological process: endoplasmic reticulum to Golgi vesicle-mediated transport; intra-Golgi vesicle-mediated transport. Gene Ontology annotation, cellular component: cytosol; cis-Golgi network membrane; TRAPP complex. The record is from RefSeq and is a predicted model, not a curated record.